This is a messenger RNA of Glycine soja, 2095 nucleotides long. Its product is annotated as probable GMP synthase [glutamine-hydrolyzing]. The record is from RefSeq and is a predicted model, not a curated record. NCBI's taxonomy places the organism in Eukaryota, Viridiplantae, Streptophyta, Magnoliopsida, Fabales, Fabaceae. Bases 244 to 1446 code for a protein of 400 amino acids. Gene Ontology annotation, molecular function: DNA-3-methyladenine glycosylase activity. The transcript has 5 exons. Gene Ontology annotation, biological process: base-excision repair.
AGUAAUGCCCUUCACAAGAGGUUGUAUGGCAGAUCCCCACCUCCCCAUGUUACAACUUCCCCUCUACCUGUCCCUAUAUCUUCCCCCCUCCCCCAUAUCCCUCCCUUUCUUCUCCUAAUUCACUCUCCCUCAUCACACCCUCUCAUUGUGCCAUUACACCAUUACUUGUCCUCUUUCUUUGUUGUUGACAUACCCUUUUGAUAAUCAAACACAUAUCAUAACAAGGUAUAUAUAUAUACCAAAAUGUGUAGCUCUAAGACCAAAGUGACUGUUGGUUUAGAAGCCGUUGUCGCUGCUGCGAAGCCCUCAGUGGCUAGAAUCAAUGGAAGGCCAGUCCUCCAACCAACUUGUAACCGUGUUCCAAACCUUGAGAGGAGGAAUUCAAUCAAGAAAGUGGCACCACCAAAGUCACUUUCUCCACCAUCACCACCACUUCCAAGCAAGACCUCAUUGACACCCCCGGUUUCUCCAAAGUUAAAGUCCCCUAGGCUUCCUGCCACAAAGAGAGGCAAUGACAACAAUGGACUUAACUCGAGUUAUGAGAAGAUUGUGAUCCCUAGAAGCUCCACAAAAACUCCAACUUUGGAGAGAAAGAAGUCCAAGAGCUUCAAGGAAGGGUCAUGUGUGUCUGCUUCCAUUGAGGCUUCGUUGAGUUACUCGUCUUCUUUGAUCACUGACUCCCCAGGUAGCAUUGCUGCUGUGAGGAGGGAGCAGAUGGCACUGCAACAAGCACAAAGGAAAAUGAAGAUUGCCCAUUAUGGAAGAUCAAAGUCUGCAAAGUUUGAAAGAGUUGUUCCUCUUGAUCCUUCAAACACUAGUCUUGCAUCAAAGCCAACUGAGGAGGAGAAGAGAUGCAGCUUUAUCACACCCAAUUCAGAUCCCAUCUAUAUUGCUUAUCAUGAUGAGGAAUGGGGAGUUCCAGUUCAUGAUGACAAGAUGCUGUUUGAACUUUUAGUUUUGAGCGGUGCUCAAGUUGGAUCUGAUUGGACCUCAACCUUGAAGAAACGCCUAGAUUUCAGGGCUGCAUUUUCAGAAUUUGAUGCAGAAACCGUGGCUAACUUGACUGAUAAGCAAAUGAUGUCUAUUAGUUCUGAAUAUGGCAUUGACAUAAGCAGAGUCCGAGGAGUUGUUGAUAAUGCUAACCAAAUUUUAGAGAUUAAGAAAGACUUUGGUUCAUUUGACAAGUACAUUUGGGGGUUUGUGAAUCAUAAACCAAUCUCCACUCAAUACAAGUUUGGCCACAAGAUUCCAGUGAAGACAUCAAAAUCAGAGAGCAUAAGCAAAGACAUGGUUAGAAGAGGCUUUAGGUUCGUUGGUCCAACAGUGGUUCAUUCAUUCAUGCAAACAUCUGGCCUCACGAAUGACCACUUAAUCACAUGCCACAGGCACUUGCAGUGCACCCUAUUGGCAGCUCGAUCCCUUUGUACCAUAGAGCCCUCUCAAUAGAUCCAAUUUCAAUUACUACUUGGAAACAAGGAACAACAACAAGAGAUUAUUGACCCUGAAGAAGAGCUCAAGACAUAAAAAAAAAAUAAUAAUAAGAGUUACUAUUACUUAUGUAUGCUGAAGAGCAUAUGUAAGGUGGCUAACAACAAUAGUUUACUUUUCAGUUAAUGUUGUGUAUAAUAUUAAUUAAUUAGAUAUAGGACAAAAAGGUUUUUUUUUCUGAUUUGUGAGAUGUUGUGAGAAUUUUUAAUGAUAGUUUGGGUGUGAUUUUUCUUUGCAUAAUUAAUGAGAAAAAAGUGAUUAUUAUUAGAGAGAAGAGAAGAAGAAAAAAAGGGUUUAGGAUGGUGUUAUUAGGUGGUGGGAGGCUUAGGGAACAGUCACCAUGUGCAUGUGCAAUUGGGAGACAUGUGCAUGUGUGGUGGUGUCAGUUUGCUUUCGAGACCAUGUGACCCAUCAUACUUUGCAUUAUUUGGUUCCCUUAACAGCCUGUGUGUGAUACUUGUAAGAGGGGAGUGUAGGACCACUCUUUUUUCCUUCUCUUUGCUUUGUUUUAUGGGGUUGUUAUCUUUACUGUAUUCUCUCUAACUUUUUGGCUUGGGUGAUAUAAUAUUAUACCCCCAAUAUAUAUUUUGGAGUUGGUGUGGAUGUU